UAAGGCUUUAAUGAUAUUCUGUUGUACUCGAAUGUAAGUCGCGUUCGUUUCGGUGUCAGUUUUUGCCAAUUUAUUUGUUUAAAUUCCUAUUAGGCGCGAGAAAUUAUGAAUAACUACAGUGAUAAUAUUAGUAACAAUGUGGAGGAGUCCAGAUGCUACUUUCGCCGUUUGGGUUUGCACGACAACUCCGAAUUUUCAAAUCAAAGCAUCAUCACGGCAAUCAGUGAAUUGGUAAAAUCGAUAACGACAAUGGACGAAACAAUUCUUGUACCUUGUCGUCUGAUGGACCUAAAAGUUGGUGACGAACAGGAUCGCAUAGCGCCGAAGAAGCACAAUUUGAAGAAUAAAAACGACGUUCAAGAAAUUCUGAGUUCAACCGAUUUGUUCGACGUUUAUAACAUGCUUAACAGUAUUAAAGCGGAUUUGUUAUGGGGGCAAAACAUGGAGCACGAUACAAGUAGUAAGACCGAAACACCCAAUACGCAAUUAACAGUUUGUAAAGGCCACAUCAGAAGACCGUCGACCGUCAGUGUGACAUCAACAAAUUCAUCCGCCUCGAUAAUUAGCGAUUCCGAGUCGGAGACUGGAAAUGAGAACGACUCUGGAAUUGAAGAACCACCUCAAGUGCAAAAUCAAACUGCGUUACUUGCACAAAACUUUAGAAGGCAUUUGAAAGGUCUCACCCGAUGCAUACGCCAAAUGAGUGACGCUACACAAUACCUCACUUUACGUUACCAGCACGAUAUUGGAAAUCCUCUUUGAUUUUAGUGCAAAACUGUGAGAAUGUGUGAAUGGCUGUAGAUAUAUUUAAGAGUUAUUUAAUUGUUUACUUUAUUCCUAACGGUCGGCGAAGGCAGAUCAAAUCUUUAGUAAAUUGAAUAAGUAUUUGUUACUUAUAUUUAUUUUUAAGAGUAUAGU
This is a messenger RNA of Photinus pyralis (common eastern firefly), 918 nucleotides long. RefSeq lists its product as uncharacterized. Lineage: Eukaryota; Metazoa; Arthropoda; Insecta; Coleoptera; Lampyridae. Gene Ontology annotation, biological process: regulation of lipid biosynthetic process. The record is from RefSeq and is a predicted model, not a curated record. The coding region runs from base 106 to 762 and encodes 218 amino acids. The transcript has 2 exons. Gene Ontology annotation, cellular component: cytosol.